AUGGAGCAGCUGCUGAGCCAGCCGCUGCAGCAGCUGCUGCAGUCCCCGCUGCUGCAGGAGCAGCCUUCGGCCUCAGCAGUAAACCGGCAGCCGAAUGGCGACGAGCAGCAGCCGCAGGAGCAGCAGCAGCAGCGGCAGGAGUUGCUGCAGCAGCAGAAGGAGCUGCUGCAGCGUCAGAAGGCUCAAGCAGAACUAUCUUCUUUUCAAUACAGUUUGAUGGGGGCCCCCGCGGGUGCUCUACGCGAGGCUCGAAUGUGGGGUGCAGAGAAGCUGCCUGAUCUGCUGCCUCCAGACGUCAGCACUGCUGCUGCUGCUGCUGCUCUAUGCAGCAGCAGCAACAGCAACAGCAGCAGCAGCAACAGCGGCAACAGCAGAAGCCUCGAGUGUUUUCUUGAUGAUAUGACUGUGUCAGACUUCUUAGCUUCGCUGCAGCAGCGCGUAUUGUGGUGCAGUAAACUUGAGCGGCAACUGCAGCAGCUGCAGCAGCAGCAGCAGGAUCAAGAGGUUUUGCUGCGUGACGGUUUGCUGCUGCAUCUGUCUGUCUCUCUCUUCUCUCUUUUACCCUCUCGCUUUAGCCAUCAAGGAGCGCAGCAAAAUGCUCUUCACUUCCCAUCUUAUAGGGUGUCUCCUGCUGCUGCUGUUGCUGGGGGCCUGGCACCUCUUGCUGCUUACGGCGGCAGCAGCAGCAACGUUGCUGCUGCUGCUGCUGCGCACGCUCUGCAGCAGCAGCUGGCUGCUGCGGGGGACUCCUCUUCCGGCGCUGCAGGCAACAACAGCAACAGCAGCAACAACAGCAAGGAGGCCUCCUCCUCGAGUGCAGGCGUGAAGCAAGAAGCAGCAGACACAGCAGCAACAGCAGCAGGAGCAGCAGCAACGCGGCCUUGUCUCUAUGAAUUGUACAGACCUGCUGUCGUACCCUCUCUCGCUCGUUAUAAAGAGUUGGGGAUUGAAUCUGCUGUUGCAGAUGCACGUUUGCUGCUGCAGGAGACGCGCAGCGAGGGGGAUGAUCAGCAGCAGCAGCAGCAGCAGCAGCAACAGCAGCAGCUGGCAGAAGCAAGUCCUUUUCUUGCUGCUGUUUCUGAUUCAUGGUUAUCUACGGUGCUGCAGCACACAGAGCUGCUGCUGCGGCAGCUGCUGCCCUUGAGGGCUUGGCAGGGAAACGACAAAAGACGGAUGAGUACAGCACUGCCGCUUGCUGCGCGCAGUGUAUUGGCGCUGUGCAGUGUCUCCGUUGAGUUUGCUGUCUCCUCUCUGCGGCAGCAGCUAGCUAGCUGGCUAGCUAAGCAUCAGCUGCUGCAGGCAGCACUUGGAGCGACUGCAGCACUUGAGGGCUCAGUGCUGCAGGCUGUAUACAGUUUACCGCAGCAUGUUGUCUCAUGUUUGCUGCUGCGGGGGGGUAGCUUGGGGCCUAGAGGCAGCAGCAGCGGCAGCAGCAGCUGCGGCAGUGGCAGCAGCAGCAGCAACGCGCAGCAGCAGCAGCACAAGGACAAGGAAGCUGCCUGGGUUGCAGCGCUGCAGCAGCCACCCAAGAAGGCAGCAGAGUGGGGGGAGUAUGUUGCGGCUUUUAGCGACUUCAUAUCUGUAAAGCCGCAGCAAAGCCCUCCACGAGCAGCAGCAGCAGCAGCAGCAGCAACGGGAGCAGCAGCAGCAGAUGUUGCUGCCGCAGGCAAGCGCAAAAGGCCAGCCUUGGAAGACCUGCAGCAGCAGCUGCAGCAGACAGAUCGCAGCAAUGACACAGCAGCAGCAGCGGCAGCAGCUGCUGCCGCUGCUGCUGCAGCAGGGGGACUCUCUUCUGCUGGGCUGUUGCUGCAACACGCAGACAUCUGGAGCAGCAAAGGAGACAACAACAUCGAGGAGAAGGUGCUGCGUUCAAGCAGCAGAGACCUGCUGCAGCUGCUGCAGCGGCAGCAGAGCGGCGACGGCCUUGGAAGCAGCAGCAACAACGGAGGCAGCAGCAACAGCCCUUACGGUGAGCUGCGUCAGCAGCUGCUGCCCCAGCGAUCUCGUUCUAUUCAGUCUGUUUUAUCAUUUGCGGGGGACAGCAGCAGCAGCAGCAGCAGCACAAGCCGACAGAACAGCCUUGAAGUGCUGCUGCUGCAGCUGCGGCAGCAAUCAGCAGAAGCAACACCAGGGGCUGGCAUUGAUGCUCUGUCUGCUGCUCUCUCCUCGAGAGUAGCAGCAGCAGAAGAUAGAGACACAGAGACAGGAGACAUGUGGGUGCAGCAGCUGCAGCAAGAAGCAGCAGGUUCUCCUCCAGCCUUCUUGAGGCGUACGCCUAGUGAUGAUAUGUCUUCAGAGGCUGUGCUGCAGCAGCUGCAGCGGCAGCUUACAGACCAGCAGCAGCAGCAACAGCAGCAGCAGCAGCAGCAGCAAACCCACGAUGAAGAGCUGCAUCAGCAGCAACUACGCCUCUUAGAAAAGGCAGGGCUCAGCACAGACUGCAGCAGCAGCAGCGGUGUGUCUCCUGUAUUUGGGGGUUUGCUGGGGGAAGAUACGGCUAAGCAGCAGCAGCAGCAGCAGCAGGAGCUGCAACACGAGCAGCAGCAGGAGCUACAGCAGCAGCUGCAGCAGCAACUGCAGCAGCAGCUGCAACAGCAGCACGAGCUGCAGCAGCAGUUGUUGCUAGCCAACCAAACAGGCGGCGCUGCUGCAGGCUGUAGAGAUGAGGGGUUUCAGCCUCCUGCUGCAGCAGCAGCAGCAGCUGCUGCUGCUGCUCUAUCUGGACAGCCCCUCACGAGCCUUCUGGAGCUGCGUCCUAGCAACAACAGUAGGCAGCUGUCUCCGCAGCCGCAGCAGCAGACGUCUGUGCAACAGCUGCAACAGCAGCAGUUGCUGCAACAGCAGCAGCAGCUGCUGCAGCCGCAGCAGCGAAUAACGCUGCCGCAGUGCAGCAGCCGAUCGGGGCUUUCAGGCGUCAGCAGCGCGGGCUCAGCAGCAGGAGCAGCUGCAGCAGGAGCAGCAGCAGCAGCAGCAGCAGGAGCAGCAGCAGGAGGGGGAUCUGGUAGUCCGUACUGCAGGAGCAGCAGCAACGUGAGCGUCGGGUUGGGGUGUAUAUCUCCAACAGCUUCUGACGUGUCUCUUCGCAGCAACGGCGGUGCUGGGAGCAGCAGCAGCAGCAGCAGCAGCAGCAGCAGCAGCAGAAGCAGCACCGGAAACGGAGGCGUUGGCUGUGGUGGCGGUUCUUCUAGCGGUGGAGGCUGCGGAGGCAGUUUUGCUUCUUCUGCUGCAGCAACAGCAGCAGCAGCAGCAGUUGCUUAUCUCCCUCUUAUCGAUGAUAUCCUUGUACAAGUUGAAGAGAAGCAGCUUCCGCUUCCUGCUAAAGUACCGGGGCUAAUCCGCCAGGUUAGCAUUUUAACUUUUUGUAGCUGUAAUGAAGCAGCAGCAGCAGCAGCUGCUGCUGCUAAUGCGUUGCUGCAGCCUGCGGCUGGGGUCUUAAUAGGGGGCCCUUGCCUGCCUGGUGGCAACGCGGGAGCUGCUGCAGCAGCAGCAGCAGCAGAAGCAGAAGCAGAAAACGUGUUCAUCCGUUUAAGCAGAGGGACGGAGACGUUGGGGCUUGGUGUAUGA
This is a messenger RNA of Eimeria acervulina, 3564 nucleotides long. RefSeq lists its product as hypothetical. Lineage: Eukaryota; Apicomplexa; Conoidasida; Eucoccidiorida; Eimeriidae. Bases 1 to 3564 code for a protein of 1187 amino acids. The record is from RefSeq and is a predicted model, not a curated record. The transcript is spliced from 3 exons.